AUGCCUCGAGUCGUUUCGCCGAACGAUACUAUUGGAGGUGCCCUUGUUCUGACACUCACACGCCGACUGAUCUCCCUAGGCCGCAGAGACGAUGUCAAGGACGUCGCAGCCAUCGUUUCGUUCGCCCUCCACCCCGACGCCGUGCCCUCGCGCUAUAUUGACCGCUACCGGGCCUUUGAGGAGUGUGCUGAUAGUUAG
Penicillium arizonense is the source of this 198-nucleotide messenger RNA. RefSeq lists its product as uncharacterized. NCBI's taxonomy places the organism in Eukaryota, Fungi, Ascomycota, Eurotiomycetes, Eurotiales, Aspergillaceae. The transcript has 2 exons. The record is from RefSeq and is a predicted model, not a curated record. Bases 1 to 198 code for a protein of 65 amino acids.